Molecule: messenger RNA, 1296 nt
Organism: Closterium sp. NIES-65
Lineage: Eukaryota; Viridiplantae; Streptophyta; Zygnematophyceae; Desmidiales; Closteriaceae
Source: the annotation of a GenBank genome assembly
AUGUACAUCACCCUCUACUACAUAGUCACCCAGCUCCCUGACUCCCUUCCCCUAGUCAGGGACCACUUCCUCUCAGUUUGCCCCACCACACUCACCGUUGACCUCCUCAAGGAGCGCCUCCUAGCAGCAGAGAAGAGCAUAGUCGCUGUAGGAGCCUCUCGUGGUGACCCUCGCACCCCAGUCUUUGAGGGGUGUUCCCCCUCCCCAAUCUUGCCCUCUGUUGCUUCUGCUGCUGCGGCCGACCUCGUUGGCUUCGAGCCGGUCGGCGCUGCGUCUGCCCCUAGCGGGAGAUGCCGCACCGGCAAGGGCAAGGGGGGCAAGGGCGCUGGAGGGGCUGGCGGGGGGGGUGGAGGUGGUGGUGGAGGCAGUGGAGGGGGUGGGGGUGGUGGUGGGAGUGGUGGCGGGGGUGGAGGUGUCGGUGGCAGCAGUGGAGGCGGAGGAGGCAGCGGCGAUGGCGGAGGGAGCAGAGGCGCCGGAGGUGGCGGAGGCGGCGGCGGCGGCAGCGGUGGAGCUGGUCGCGGCUUUGCGCGGAGGAGUGGUUCCGGUGGUGGUCCGCGCCAUCAGCAGCAGCACAGUCGUGAGACCUCGUCCCCCCAGCAGCUUCGUGAGUGGUACGCUGGGCGUCAGCGAGACCCGGGCAUUGAGGCUGCUGCUCUAGGUGCUGGUGAGGCUGCUGCUCUAGGUGCUAGUGCGUCUGCUGCCCCAGGUGUUGGUGAGUCUGCUCUCUCAAGUACCACGUCGGCUCAGGCCUUACACACCUUCACCCUUGACUCGGGUGCUUCCCGCUCCUUCUUUCGAGACUGCACCACGCUUACGCCGCUUAGUCGGCCGGUUGCGGUCUCCCUGGCGGACCCCUCUGGGGGUCCUGUCCUUGCUCGCUUCUCCACUAUCUUACCGUGUCCGGCAGCCCCCUCUGGCACCCUGUUAGGUCUCUACCUCCCCUCGUUCUCUACGAACUUGGUAGCUGCGUCGAGUCAGGUGCUUACUGCAGCGUCCAGGUCUGGUUCUGAGUUUGCUCCCUGCUCGUGUGGUCUCCUGUCCCACCACACUCUCCUUUGGCACCACCGCCUUGGUCACCCCUCCCUGCCUCGUCUCCAAGGCAUGGCCUCCGGUGUCCUUGUCUCUGGUCUCCCUCGGUCCCUCCCUCUCCUCCCUCUGGUGCCUUCCCCUACCUGUGUUCCCUACAUCGAGGGGCGGCAGCGCGCCGCCCCUCACUCCUCCGAGUUUCCUCCGAUAGAGGCUCCGCUGCAGACUCUUCACAUGGACGUGUGGGGCCCCGCCCGCGUCCGUGGCUAG